Molecule: messenger RNA, 2850 nt
Organism: Prunus avium (sweet cherry)
Lineage: Eukaryota; Viridiplantae; Streptophyta; Magnoliopsida; Rosales; Rosaceae
Product: two-component response regulator ARR2
Biological process (GO): cytokinin-activated signaling pathway; phosphorelay signal transduction system
Molecular function (GO): DNA-binding transcription factor activity; DNA binding
Source: RefSeq, a predicted model, not a curated record
AGCUUGAAGAAGAGAGAGAAAGAGAGAGAGAGAGAGACAAGUCCAGCUCUUUCAACUUCAAUCUGAAGAAUAAAUAUAUAAUUAUACACAAUAAAAAUUUUAUCACCAGAAAAAUCAAAAUCUCUCUCCUUUUCGUUGCUUUCGUUUCAACUGGUUCUUUGAAUUUUGAAUUGGGUGUGAAUCAAAACCGAAGCUUAAGCAUGUAAUUCGGGUAUCUGGUUGUUCUUUUAGCUAUAUCUCUCCUGUUCUUUCGGCUCCGAGAUUUGGGUUUUUUAAGCCAUGAAUCUGAGUAACGGUAUGGGAUCGAUGUCAACGGCUAGUUCAAGUGGCGCUUGGAAAUCGGCUGAUGUGGUCUCUGACCAGUUUCCUGCGGGUUUAAGAGUCCUGGUGGUUGACGAUGAUCCCACUUGCCUUAUGAUCUUGGAGAAGAUGCUUAGAACAUGUCUCUAUGAAGUUACGAAAUGUAAUCGAGCGGAGAUCGCACUUGAGCUGCUUCGAGAGAACAAAAAUGGAUUUGAUAUAGUUAUUAGUGAUGUCCACAUGCCAGACAUGGAUGGAUUCAAACUCCUGGAACGCGUUGGACUUGAGAUGGACCUGCCUGUUAUCAUGAUGUCUGCUGAUGAUGGAAAAAGUGUUGUUAUGAAGGGGGUCACUCAUGGUGCUUGUGACUACCUAAUCAAACCGGUUCGUAUAGAGGCACUGAAGAACAUAUGGCAGCAUGUAGUUCGUAAGAAAAAGAAUGAGUGGAAGGACGUGGAGCAAUCUGGAAGUGUGGAAGAAGGAGAUCGGCAGCCGAAACCAUCUGAAGAUGCAGAUUACUCGUCCUCAGCAAAUGAAGGGACUUGGAAGAACUCAAAGAGGAGGAAGGAUGAGGAAGAAGAGGCUGACGAGAGGGAUGAUUCAUCCACAUUAAAGAAGCCACGGGUUGUUUGGUCAGUUGAACUCCAUCAACAGUUUGUGGGUGCUGUUAAUCAAUUAGGCAUCGAUAAGGCUGUUCCUAAGAAAAUUCUGGAGUUGAUGAAUGUUCCUGGGCUGACCAGAGAAAAUGUUGCUAGCCAUCUUCAGAAAUAUAGGUUGUACCUUAGAAGGUUGAGUGGAGUGUCACAGCACCCGAGUAAUUUGAAUAACUCUUUCCUGAGUCCCCAAGAAGCAUCUUUUGGAGCUAUGUCGUCCCUCAAUGGGCUUGAUCUUCAGACGCUAGCCGUCACAGGUCAACUUCCUGCUCAAAGUCUUGCCACACUCCAAGCCGGACUUGGUAGGUCAACAGCAAAAUCUGGCAUGCCUAUGCCCCUUGUUGAUCAGAGGAACUUAUUCAGCUUUGAAAAUCCAAAGUUGAGGUUUGCAGAGGGGCAACAACAUCUGAGCAGUAGUAAGCCAAUGAACUUACUUCAUGGAAUUCCAACAAAUAUGGAGGCCAAGCAGCUUGCCAACUUGCACCAGUCUGCACAAUCUCUUGGGGGUGUGAAUAUGCAAGUCAAUGCCCAUGGAGUCCAGAACAGCGCUCUACUUAUGCAGAUGUCUCAACCACAGUCAAGAGGGCAGAUCCUGAAUGAAACUUCUGGAACUCAUGUUCCUAGGCUUUCAUCAUCAAUGGGGCAGCCUAUCCUAUCAAAUGGAAUUCCUAGUGGAGUUUUAGGAAGAAAUGGGAUUGCUGAUAAUGGCAGAGGGGCAGGAUAUAAUCCAGUCCAGCAGAACUCCUCAAUGUUGAACUUUCCCUUGAACAACAGUUCAGAACUGCCAGGAAACAAUUUUACUCUUGGGAGUACACCAGGAAUGUCCAGCCUCACGUCUAAAGGAGCAUUUCCAGAAGAUGUGAACUGUGAAAUAAAAAGAUCUUCUGGAUUUGGGCCAAGUUAUGGUAUUUAUAAUGAGUUACAUCAGCACAAAUCUAAUGACUGGGACUUACAGAAUGUAGGCUUGACCUUUGAUGCCUCUCAACAUACAAACACCAUGCAUGGUAGCCUUGACUCCUCAGUUUUAGUUCAUCAAGGAUUUUCUUCUAGCCAAAGGAGCGCACAGAGCAGGAAUCCAUCUACUGUUGGAAAGGCUAUGUUCUCAAUUGGAGAAGGCACUCAUCAUGUGAAUGUCCAAAAUAAUGGUCAACACCUUAACAGUCUUAUUGUUGACAAUACAGUUAGGGUUAAAGCUGAAAGGGUUCCUGAUGCAAGUUCUCAAACUAGCUUCUUUCAGGAACAAUUUGGUCAGGAGGAUCUAAUGAGUGCACUUCUCAAACAGCAGCAAGAGGGAAUUGGAGCCACCGAAAAUGAGUUUGACUUUGACGGGUAUUCCUUGGAUAAUAUUCCCGUGUAGAAUGUGCUCCCUACAAUAUUCUGUAUGCUUGCAGCUCUGGUGUAUAUAAUUGCUGCAAUAGGAGUCAUUUCUUUCGCAAUCAAAUGGUGGAUAUUCAAGUUUGUUUCUACUUCAAGAAACCAGCAGAUUAAAUGUCAGGAUGAUGGGUAAUUGAGGCGGAUCAAACAGGUCAAAAAGAAAUUUGUGAUGCAAGAUACUGCUGCAUGAAAUGCAAAGGCAUACAUGCAAAAUUUUGAGUGGCUAGAAAGAAGCAACAAUUUCUGGGGUGCUGGUGAAACUGUCCUCGGUUUUCGGCGCAUCUUGAGUAUUCUAGAGUAGGUUUUGAUACGCCUGCAGGCAUUGUAGGAGCCUUUCUAACUCUAAUAACACAUGAAGUUUGCCCUGUUAGUUAUUUUCUUUUGCCGCCUCUUCCAUUUCUCUCUCGGUCAAGGAAUCAGACUUUGAUGUACAUAAAUUCCAUUUGGUUACUCAAGACAAAAGUCGGGGGUAUUCUUUUCUGGUUUGUUUUCUUGUACUUAAAUUUGUAGAGAUUCUCAUUCA